UUCAUCACAAUUCAAACAUUCCAAAACAUAAACUCCCUCCAAAACUCUUCUCCAUUCUCUCUCCUCUGAAAAACCUUCAAAAUCCUCCAUUAAUGGCUCGUACAAAGCAAACAGCCCGUAAAUCAACCGGUGGAAAAGCACCAAGGAAGCAGCUAGCAACAAAAGCUGCCCGGAAAUCAGCUCCGGCGACCGGAGGAGUGAAGAAGCCUCACCGAUUCCGGCCCGGAACUGUGGCGUUGAGGGAGAUCAGGAAGUACCAGAAGAGCACUGAGCUUUUGAUCCGAAAGCUUCCAUUUCAGAGACUGGUGAGAGAAAUAGCUCAGGAUUUCAAAACCGAUCUUCGCUUCCAAAGCUCCGCCGUCGCCGCUCUUCAGGAGGCGGCUGAGGCUUAUUUGGUAGGUCUGUUUGAGGAUACUAACCUCUGCGCUAUUCAUGCUAAGAGGGUUACUAUUAUGCCUAAGGAUAUCCAGCUUGCGAGGAGGAUUCGUGGUGAAAGAGCUUAGUUUUGGUUUUGAUUUUGGAAUUUGGGGGAUUAGGGUUUUGAUGAAGAUGUGUAGUUAAAUUGGAUCUUCAGAUGUUUGUUUGAUGGUCAAUUAUUAUCAAUGGAAUUACGGAUUUCUAAAUGUUA
Molecule: messenger RNA, 628 nt
Organism: Spinacia oleracea (spinach)
Lineage: Eukaryota; Viridiplantae; Streptophyta; Magnoliopsida; Caryophyllales; Amaranthaceae
Product: histone H3.2
Exons: 1
Coding region: 93-503 (136 amino acids)
Cellular component (GO): nucleosome
Molecular function (GO): DNA binding; structural constituent of chromatin; protein heterodimerization activity
Source: RefSeq, a predicted model, not a curated record